AUGCGGUUGUAGGUGGUGCAUGGUUGUAGUCCGGUUGUAGUUCCUACCAUAAACUGUUGUUUGUACGCUGAUUGUUAACUUACAAGGUACCACAGUCAGCCAGCGGUGUUGCAAGAAGAAUUUUACUUCUGACCCGAAUAGAGCAACUAAAUCAUUUAAAAGCCGGGAUCAUGCCAGCGAAGAGACGAGCUGCUUCUGCUGCCAAGGCUGGAGGAAAAAAGGUGAAGGAGGAACCUGAGACACCGAAGCCCAAGGAUGCUUUUACCUCCACCAAAGAGGCCCUUCUGGCUGCAGGGGCGCAGAAAAAAGGCACAAGGAAGAUAGAUGAGCACUGCUCACUGUCAUGCUCUGGAGAUGUUUAUGAGGAGUACGACUGCAUGCUGAACCAAACAAACAUUGGACACAACAAUAAUAAGUUUUACGUUAUCCAAAUUAUUAAAGCUGACAACAAAUAUUACUCCUGGAACAGGUGGGGUAGAGUGGGGGAAGUGGGACAAAGCAAAUUGAACCCCUUUGAUAAACCUGAGACUGCUGUUAAGGACUUUGAGAAAAAGUUUAAAGAUAAGACAAAGAACAACUGGAGUGAUCGGACGAACUUUGUCUCUCACCCCGGAAAGUACACCUUGAUUGAAGUGGACGGAGAGCAGGAUGCUGAGGUCAAGGUGGACAGUGUUGAUGGAAAAUUAGUCAAAGUAUCAAAAAACGUCUUGCCUUGCACCCUUGAUGAAGUUACACAGAAACUCAUCACUCUGAUUUUCAGCAAUGACAUGUUCAAGGAGGCGAUGGAAUGUAUGAACUUAGACAUCAAAAAGAUGCCUUUGGGUAAACUCAGUAAGGUUCAGAUUGCAAAGGGCUUUGAAGUUUUGGAGGAGAUUGAAGCAGCUAUGAACCAGAGAAGCGGAAGAGAGCGUCUGCAGGAACUUUCCUCAAAGUUCUUCACCACAGUCCCACACAAUUUUGGCAGGAACAGACCGCCAACCAUCGAUGACAACGAGAUUGUUGAGAAGAAGAAAGAAAUGCUUAUGGUGCUGGCUGACAUUGAGCUCGCUCAGACUCUGAAGUCUGAAACUGAGAAGGCUCAGGAGGAGAUGAUAGAGACGGUUCCUCAUCCUGUAGAUCAAGAUUACAUGUCUCUCAAAUGCAAUCUCACUGUACUGGAUAAAAAGACAGAGACAUUCAAGAUCAUAGAAAAAUACCUCAAAGGAACUGAAGGUGGCUACUCCAAACCCCAAAUUCUCAAUGUCUGGGAAGUUGACCGAGAGAAAGAGGGACAGCUCUUUAGUGAGCAUGAUCACCUGGAGAACCGCCGUCUGCUGUGGCACGGUACAAACAUAGCAGUGGUGGCUGCCAUCCUGAAGAGCGGCCUGAGGAUAAUGCCCCAUUCAGGAGGCCGAGUUGGCCGCGGUGUCUAUUUUGCCUCUGAAAACAGCAAGUCUGCAGGCUACGUGCGCACCUCAAAUCAAACUGGAGUGAUGUUUCUGAGUGAGGUAGCUCUUGGGAAAGAGCAUACUAUUACCAAAGAUGACAGUGGCUUGAAGAAGGCUCCUGAAGGCUUUGAUAGUGUGGUGGCCCGAGGCCAAGUGGAACCAGAUCCCUCCAAGGAUAUCACCAUCACUCUGGAAGGCAAGCAGGUAUCUGUGCCACAGGGGAAACCCGUCAAACAGCCACAGUUCUCCAACAGCCACUUCAGCAACAGUGAAUAUCUCAUCUACAAAGAGAGCCAGUGUCGUCUCCGCUACCUGCUGGAGCUGAAAAUGCACUGAUAAUUUUAACCAAAGAGAUAAAUCCUUUAAAAGAGAUGAGCUCCUUGUCACUUGAAUGUAAUGGGCUUCCCAAAAGACUUGGAUAUGGUUUUGUCCUAGUUAAUAUGGAUGCGGUUUUCUUUAUAUAAUAAUUGUGUAGAUAUUUCUACCACAAUGCGUAAAUGCCUCAUUCCUUACUGUGCCUUAUACUUGUAUACGUGUCUGCUUGAAUGUCCUCCUGUUGCAGACAUUACCUAACUAAAAUUAUAAUUUCUCUUACCUUUUAAGAAGAUUGUGACAUCUUUCUGCGCACUUACUUUAUAACUGUAAAAGGCUUGAUUCUGGCACAUUCAUGUGUUUUGAAUCACCAAUGUUCUCUUUACCAUUUCAGUCGCUUAAUUUUUAAAUCAGAUAUCAUUCCUCUGUUAAAGUGGAGCAGAGUUGACUCAUGCGACUUGUAUCUCAUGAAAGCUGAUGGACAGUUGAAAGAAAAACUCCUGAAGUCUCUUUUCUGAAGAAAUGUCUUUUGAAUUGUGAGAUUAAGGAAAUUAACUGAAGGACAGUUUCUCUUAAUUAACCUCUGAGUUCAGCCAACUUGUUAAGAAUCUCUUAAAAAGAAAAUGUCUUGGAUAUUUAAAAAUGGCCUGCAGAAUGUGGUUGCAAUUGUAACACUUGUAACAAUAACAAGUACCGUGGGAGAAAAUAGUAAGCUGAUAUUGAUUUGUGUUUACAGAAGUAUAAGAUGCAUAUUGUGGCUUGUUGAAGAACAGUUACCAGUCAAAUGAUUUCAUGAGAUGUACCUACUGAAAGUAGGUCCUGAAUUGUAUCAUCAAAUGAUGAAAAGCUCAUGUAAAGUGAAUCUUCUGGCACUGAUUCUGAUGCUGACAUGCUGUCGCAGGAUGAUCUCCAUUUGAAGUAAAACAGCUUCUGUAUUUUUGCACAGUGAUAUGACUUGGGAUGCAUAAAUAAACUGAAGUGCCCCUCUAAA
Molecule: messenger RNA, 2730 nt
Organism: Cololabis saira (Pacific saury)
Lineage: Eukaryota; Metazoa; Chordata; Actinopteri; Beloniformes; Belonidae
Gene: parp3
Product: poly (ADP-ribose) polymerase family, member 3
Exons: 11
Coding region: 171-1763 (530 amino acids)
Cellular component (GO): site of double-strand break
Molecular function (GO): NAD+ poly-ADP-ribosyltransferase activity
Source: RefSeq, a predicted model, not a curated record